CAGGUGUGAACCACCAUGCCCGGCCUCAAGUAUUUCUUUACAGCAGUGUGAAAACAAACUAAAACCCCUUCCCUGAGGUGCCUUCUGCUUAGGCAACCAGCUGCCCCAUGUUCUUCCUCUGCCCCCUGGUCUUUCUGUUCCCCUGAUGAGGGCCAAGUGAUAAACAGGGCCAGCCCCAGCCCCAUCCUACUGCAGCCCGUGUGGCUGCUGGAGAGGCCUCGCUCCUUUCCUCACCCCGAGGGGCCCUGAUACGCUCUUUGGAUCCUGGAAGAAACUGACCCCUUAUUCUCACACUGGUGCAACUUCUUCCAAGACCUCAAACCUGGACAACAUGAGCCGGUCUUUUUAAAUGUCUCCACUUGCUAGGGCUGUCACUGGGACAGCACUAGAGGGUGAUGCCAAUGGAUGAAUGGAUGGAUGGAUGGAUGGACUGUAGUCCAGGGAUGAUGUCCCUGUCUGUACUGAAUUGGGCCCUUCCUCCAAUGAGCAGCCUUCCUGAGCGAGUUUAUACAAUUGUCCCUUGGUAUCCAUGGAGGAUUAGUUCUAGGGUCCCGGGGAUGCCAAAAUCCAUGGAUGCUCAAGUCCCUGAUAUAACAUGGCCUAGUAUUUACAUAAAAGCUAUGCACAUCCUCCAAUAGACAUUAGACCAUUACUAGGUUAUUUAUGAUACGUAAUACAAUGUAGAUGCUACAUAAAUGGUUGUGAUACUGUAUUCUUUAGGAAAUUAUGACAAGAACAAAGUCUGCACAUGUUCAGUAGAGACAUAACCAUCCAAUUUAUUUUCUGAAUAUUUUCCAUCUGCUGUUGCUGAAUCCACAGAUGCAGAGCUCCCGGAUAUGAGGGCCAAGUGUGCUUUGAGAGUAGGGUAGGUGAGGUUGCUAAUGAGUACAGGGGAGCAGGUGUCGAUCAGAGGUCCCUGCACUAAGGAAUCUGGACUCCCUAUCUCCGGACUUGAGACUCUGUUUGAAUGGCACAGGCAGACUCAGCCCCGGUCAAAGUUCACCCCUUGAAGCUUCAUUUUAUCCCAAACUCUUUCUGGACCCUGGAAUUUGGCAUCCCCUAGGCCCUGGCAGGAAGGACAGAUGAACCAGAUUUUAGAUAAUGUGUCCGGAAUAGAGUGAGGCCCUACUGUGUGCCUGGCACUUUCCCCACAGGAUCCUUUAGCUAGAACAUUCAAGGGUCAUGGAGAGAAAUACCCAGUUAAAAUAUCAGAAAUUUAAAAAUAGAUACCAUUAGAGACACAAAAAAGACCGUUAGAUAAUAGUAUUAGCAUUUGUAUUGUGAGAUUCAACAGUAGUGGUCACUUCCCCCCACCCUUAUGUGUAUCCCAGACAACCCUGGGCGAGGAGAGCUGAGGUUAGGGAACACCCGUGGAUGCUCUGAUACUGAUCCUGAGCCUCGGGGGUGACAGUGAUGAGGAACUGGGUGCACACAUGAGUGGGGCAGCCAGGCCUGGCCAGAGAAGGCACACACACGUGCACAGAUGUGUUUACCCAUGUACAGGUGUGCACGCAUGAACACAAACACAUUGCAGGCAGGCAUGUGGCCGCCUCAGGCAGCGGAGGACCCUGACUCUGGGCCCUGCUGACCCGGGCAAGGCCCCACUGUGAUGCAUGCCAUGACCUCAGAAUGUCACUGGCGCUUAGCACCAAUCCGCUCUCCGGCCUGCCUCUGUGUUCUAUGGCAGUUACCCACGCACAGUGGUAUCAGCUACACACGCACAGUGGUAUCUGGGAACAGUUUUGUGGACUUGAAGGUUUUCUACCUGAGAGGCAUAACGCAGGCCAACUGAUUCAUCAGAAUCAGGUGAGUGUGACCUGCUCUCUUCCCUCCAGGCUGACUUGGGGACAGUGGCUAUGCUGUGGGUGAUGUUGGCCUCUGGGCAGCUACCGAGGAGGGUCAUCCCUGAGCACUCACCGGUCGUCCGUUCUACACUGCCCGUGUAGACGAUUGGCUCUUUCGUCCUCAUGGUGGCUUCAUAGAGUGAGUGCCAUUCCAUAGUGUACCCAUUCGACAGGUGAGAUGUCUGGGGACAGAGAGGCGGUAACCGGCCUGGGAAUCCAGAUAUGAACCUGGGUUUUGCUCUCACCCUUGCUGUGUACUGUGCUGGAAUUCAGGCCUGAACCCUGUGACCUCCCUGCCCUAGAUCCCAAGUCUUCCCAGGUUUCCCAUCGCAAUGGGGCAGAGCCUGGCCCUGGCAGAGCCACUGGGAUAGAUCCACUGUGGGUGGGGGGGAUAGAAGGGUCCUGAGAACACCUCUGUGCCCUAAACUGGGUCCUGAUGGUGGCUGUGGGCCUCACUGAACACACAUGGUCCCUUAUCCUGGGGAACCUUCUGCCUUUGGGUAGUUGUGGAAAAUGAAGGAGCCCUGGAGGGCUGACUGGGGGGAGACCCUCUUCCCUUCUGUUCAAAGGGGUCCAGGCACUGGGGUUCUCUCCAUGUAUUUCUUGCUCUGUCUAGUCCUCUCGAGGCCUCACCCUCCUUUUGCCCCAAGUGUUCCAAGGAGGGACAGUCCAUCCAGGUGUUCUCCGGGACCAAGGACCCACUGUCCUUCCUCAGUGACUCAUGAAAGUGAAGCCCCCUCCUGUAAGGACAGCUCAGAAUGGUGGAGUCCACAGUCCCUCCCCGAGUGAGGGUUUCCACUAGCACAAUAGAUCAUUUUCAUCCCCCAAACCGAACACCCUCCUGCUCAACUGGCAUUAUUCCUAAAGUGGCUUCUCUGUUCAGACUGAAGGGCCACGGGAGCCAAAGUGAUGAGUGGAGUAGAACAGAGCAGUCAGGAGAGAUCUUGUUCCCUGUAGAAAACUGGACAUCUCUGUGGUCCCUGAGCAUCCCAGGAGGCCGAUUGUACAGCGAACUCUGGUUGCUGACCUCAGUCUCCCUCCACAUCCCUGGAAUAGCCCAUCAUGAGCCCUUCACCCUUGGCAGGUGGACACGUUUCAACUUGCUGGGGGAGGUAUGUCCCCAUUUCAUGGCAAUUGGAGACGACGGGAUUCUCUGUCCAGGUCCCACUGUCCUCAAGUCCUUGGGAUGAUGCCCACCCCUGCUUGGGACUGGAGACUCAGAGACUCAUGCAGGUGUGGGACACUAGGUCUGGCGCCUUUUUACCCGGGGGCGGUGGUGGAAUGGGGGUUACACAACCAGCCAGCAUCUGGGAGCCUGGCGGGAAUGGUUCAGGUGUUCUCCAAAGCUCUCAAGUAAAAGGUAACUUUUAGAAGAUUUUGUCUCACAGGAUGGAAAUCGUAGAGGAUGCAGGUAGUUUGCGGGCACAGGAGCGAGAGAAUAUCAUUAUGAACUAUGAGAAGGGACACCUAGCUGGGCUGCCCGAGGACAUUGGGCCUCAGCCUGUUGGAAUCUACAACAACAUUGAUCGCUUUGGGAUUGUGCAUGAGACAGAGCUGCCUCCUGCCACUGCUCGGGAGGUGAAGCAAAUACGGCGGGAGGUAACACGAAAGAGCAAGUGGAUGGAAAUGCUGGGACAAUGGGAGACAUAUAAGAACAGUAAAAAACUGAUAGAUCGAGUAUAUAAGGGCAUUCCCAUGAACAUCUGGGGCCAAGUGUGGUCAGUCCUCCUGAACAUACAGGAAGUCAAGUCGAAAAACCCCAGAACAUACAAGGUCAUGAAGGAGAAGGGCAAGAGGUCAUCUGAACACAUCCACCAGAUCGAUGUGGACGUGAGCAGGACAUUAAGGACUCACAUCUUCUUCAGGGGUCGAUACGGAGCCAAAUGUGGAUUUAAUAAAACAUUUCUCAAAGUCAAAGGCCCUGAAGAGCUCACUGCUUAUCUGGUCAAGCUGAGACACAAAAAGGAGUCGGGGCAUGGACUUCUGGUGUCACCUGGGUCUGACUACCACUUCAGAACAAGAAAUGACACCCUCCUCCUGGGUCUGCCCCAAAGCCCUGGAGUUUAUGGGGUCGCAAUACAGGAUGGUGCCAUCAGAGACAGUUUUGACAAGGUGCUGAAGUGCCUGAUGGACUUGGCCUUUGUCAUGAAAUGA
Molecule: messenger RNA, 3998 nt
Organism: Chlorocebus sabaeus (green monkey)
Lineage: Eukaryota; Metazoa; Chordata; Mammalia; Primates; Cercopithecidae
Source: RefSeq, a predicted model, not a curated record